AUGACAUUGGGCACUAGCACCACUCUUCUUUGCUGCGAGGCGGAGUGGCGCAAUGCCCUUGUCUUGCUUUACACAGUAUCAGCAGACGAAUGCUCCAGCGAUACUCGACAAAUCAGGGUUGUAAAUCAUAUGCAACCCGAACAUGGCGAGAAGAGCACUAGAACAAUUUCCUUUAGCCAUAUCAUCUCUAGCCCGGACCUUACCGAUACAGUUAUCAGGCAAGUAGGCCUGUGGUAUUCAUCCAGCAUCCUCCUAAGAUAUGAAGAUAGCCUGUGUACUCCUCUAGGUCGUAGUCAUGGACCUACAUUAUUGGAGAUCGAUACUACUCGUCGCGGGGCGUCGGGCGGGUCGGGCAGCCCCAGCUCCGCUCCCAAGGCGGAGGCCCACGUGCUGUCUUUGGAUAUUUCAUGGUUGUAG
This is a messenger RNA of Blastomyces dermatitidis ER-3, 417 nucleotides long. RefSeq lists its product as uncharacterized. The transcript has a single exon. The record is from RefSeq and is a predicted model, not a curated record. NCBI's taxonomy places the organism in Eukaryota, Fungi, Ascomycota, Eurotiomycetes, Onygenales, Ajellomycetaceae. The coding region runs from base 1 to 417 and encodes 138 amino acids.